CAGCUUGAUAAGGCAUAUCCACGGGAUUUCAUGCAAAGAGGAAGAGUGAGAAUUUUGCUGAAGCGGGAAGAUGGAACCCCUUAUAAUCCUGCCGUUUCUUCACGGAAACAGUUUAUGAUCCAGGUUGCAGAGUUGGUUCGAAGACAUCCUAAUAGGACUAAGAAGCAGGAGCCUGCAUCCUCUUCUGCAGCUGGUUCUUCAAAAUCUGGCAAGGGGGGUAAAAAGAAGAGAUAGGCUCGGGAGCCAACAUUUGAAUUUCUUCAAACCGAUUAGAGAUCUUAGGUCUGUUUUUGUCGGAAUACUAGUCCCUUCUUUUCGACUUGAUUUUGGGAGAUUUUCCAAAGACUUGUAAAGAAAGGAAAAUGGUGUAUGAGCUAUCCAAGAAUGUGCCAUAUUUGUAUCAUCGAUCUAGACAUUUUUGUUGUUU
This is a messenger RNA of Lycium ferocissimum, 427 nucleotides long. Its product is annotated as signal recognition particle 19 kDa protein. NCBI's taxonomy places the organism in Eukaryota, Viridiplantae, Streptophyta, Magnoliopsida, Solanales, Solanaceae. The record is from RefSeq and is a predicted model, not a curated record. The annotation marks the transcript as partial. Gene Ontology annotation, cellular component: signal recognition particle, endoplasmic reticulum targeting. Gene Ontology annotation, molecular function: 7S RNA binding. Gene Ontology annotation, biological process: SRP-dependent cotranslational protein targeting to membrane, signal sequence recognition; SRP-dependent cotranslational protein targeting to membrane. The transcript is spliced from 2 exons.